CGGCAGGAGAUUACCGCAGGGAGUUAUGGGUAUUCGAUGACGUCUAUUAAACAAGUUACUCUUCCUCCCCUCUGCUGAUGUUUGUGAGGUGGUGACGUUUUCAGCCGUUAAACAAUACACCAAGAGAGUAGUGUGAAUUUGCUCCAAAGCUCAAGAUGGGAGCUUUGGUUUCUCGUUGGAGGACCAAGCCAACAACCGUGGAGGUAUUGGAGGGACUUGAUAAGAAUAUCCAAAACCUUGAAGAGCACAGAGAAAAGAAUCAGAAACAGCUGAAGCUAUGGGUUUACAGAUUACUUCUAUAUUCAACCAUUUUGUACCUGUUAGCCUGCCUGGUUGUUUAUAUGUGGUACAUCCCUCACCAGCUAAUGGGGAAAGUGAUAUUGGCUUCACCCUUUUUAAUAUUUCCACUACUUGUAUGGCUUCUGAGAAAACUGUUGAUUAUGUUAUAUUCAAGAAGGACAGAAAGAAAUGGUGAAAAAUUAGAAGAAUUGAAAGCUGAAAAAAAGAAAAUACUUGAGCAGGUGAUGGAGACGGAAACCUACAAAAAUGCCAAAUUAAUAUUAGAGCGGUUUGAUCCAGAUUCUAAGAAAAAGAUUGAGCAGGAUGCUACACCCAUUGGACCUCCUGUAACUCCUCGGCAAGGUCAAGAGCUUCGUCAGAGGCAUGUGACUCCUCGCCCUCCUGUUCCUGUGACUCCAAACCUAGCAGUAUCAGCACGUCCUCCUCCUGGCCCUACUGCCCCUACUGCCCUGAUCUCGGCCCCUGGUGGGCCUCCAGAGAGGAACCUGUCUUCUACUUCUCAGCACCAUAACCUGCCGAGGAGAAAUGUUACCCCCACAGGCUCCCCAUUCCCUGGUGUGGGAAUGUAUCCUCCUGGUCCACCCCUAGCACGACCUGUCCUCCCUCGUGACAGAGGAGCUUUGGACAAGAUUAUUGAGUACCUAGUAGGUGAUGGGCCUCAGAAUAGAUAUGCCCUAAUAUGCCAGCAGUGUCUAUCUCAUAACGGCAUGGCUUUAAAGGAGGAAUUUGAAUAUGUUGCAUUCAGAUGUGCUUACUGCUACUUCCUGAAUCCUGCUCGGAAGACCCGCCCUCAGGCUCCACAUCUCCCUGAAUUUAGUGAAGGGAAGACAAGCCUAGGACCACCUACUGUUGCCUUGGAGACAGACCAAGAGGAUAAAUCCGAAUCCUUCGGCUCUGUAGAGGAGAAGACACAGAGUGAGCAUCAGGAAGAAGGCCAAACUGAGAAACCUGGACCUCUAGAACCAGCCACCACUCUCUCAGAUCUCCCUGAAAAAUCAGACAAUGAACAAGAUGUAUCUGCUAUGGAGGUGGAAUAAAGAUCUGCAUAUUUAACCAGUCCCUCUGAAAAGGUGUGCAUUAUGUAACGCAUGUUUAAGGUAUUUGGGAGUACUUGGAACGUUUGCAACUUUGAUUUACUCUAGUUUAGGUAUGCUUUUUCUUAAUUAUUUUUUUUUAACUGUAAUAAUCAAGAUGAGGAUAGAAAUAUAAAUUGCAAUAAGUGCUAAAAACCUCUUCUGUUUGUGUUCACAAUUUUUUUUUUUUUUUAUGUUGAUGUGUCCUGUAAUCUGCAGCAUUUUGACCACAUAUAUAAUGAGAAUAACUCCUCAUUAAUAGUCCUUUAUGUCAGAAGAAAGCGUUCAUGAGUACUGUUUCUUACUGAAUGUAUUUAACUUGUUUUUUCAGCAUGUACAAUAAUGCAAAAUGUCUGCUCUUUUCUGAGGAAUGUCUAAUAUUUAUAGAUGUUUACACUUUUUAUUACAGUGCCUUUUUUUGUGGUUAUUCAGUAGGUUUACAGUUUUCUAAGUACCUGCAGUGAGAUGGGUUUCAUGUUUACACAGACUGAGUUAGUCAUUAAAAAGAUCCACAGCUAUUUAUUUAAUUAUAGAAUCUGAAGAUAGAGCAGUGUUAUAUAUGUAUGUGCCUUUCCAUGUAAGAUUUCUCUAAAGAAUAAAUAGGAAUUAUUUAAUUAUUGCAUAUGGAUUUUUUUUUUUUUUUGCCCUACCUUUUUGCAAAUUAUUUUUUUAAAAUGUUUCCUUAUAGCUACAUUUAACUAAAUCUUUAUUAUCUUUAAAUGACUAUUGUUUACCUUUUCUAUACCUUUUAUAUAACUAUUGUGCACUUUACAUCCCUUAUUACAUUUACACGAGGAAAAGGUUAAGCUUACUAGAUGUGUACUUUGUUGUGGGAGAUUAGGAGUCAGUCACUCAGCCCAGCUAAAUAGUUAACUGAACCUGCAUUUCUAGUGAGGAAAAAGCAUGUGUCCUCUAAAGAAAUUGGUUGUUAGGGCUGUUAGUGGGCUGCUUUAUUGCUUAGUCUUCUUCCUGUCUGUGUUCCUGCUAUCCUGAUGUGGAAGGACAUUGAAAGGAAUCUGUUAAAACACAGUCCAUUUUCAUUAGCUGCUCUAUUUUGGCUUGUGAUCAUUUUAUUUUAUCUCAUUGAUCAUUUCAGACAGUGUUAGAUAAUGGGACUGACACCCAAGCCCAACCCAGCUUGAUUGCUUGACCCUCUUCAUUUGCAACAAGAGAACUAUCUCUACCCAUAUUGCCCCUGCUGACAAACGUGCACUCUUCUGUUUCUCGCUCUCACACACUGGCUCUCAGGUCAUCCUCCCACAUUUGUCUUUGGGUUUUGAUAAUGCAUGUUUACAGAGACAUGACCCCCUGAGUGUGGCAAUGCAUCACUGUCAGCAGGACAGUAGCACCUGAUUCCAGCGCACUCCAUCUCAGCUUGACCCCUGACAGUGGCACAGGCACUGGGGGGGAAAAAACAGCCUGUCGAUAGGACGUUUGAACAUUUACCAGCAAAUAUGAUGUGGAUCAAAUGUUGGUUUCAUAUCAAAAUGAAAAUCCCUCACUACACAUUCCAUCAUUCCACACAAUGACUCUGAUUUCAUUUGACAAUUUUGUAGUGCCUUGUCAGUAAAAUCAUUUUGUAUUUUGAAUUCCUAUUAAAUUGAAAGAAUACACGUCUCUCACUCCAACAUGUUUUUUUUUUUAUAUGCAAUAGAUUCAUUUUUUCACAGAUGAUUUCU
This is a messenger RNA of Hemibagrus wyckioides, 3052 nucleotides long. RefSeq names its product limb and neural patterns a (gene lnpka). The transcript is spliced from 13 exons. Gene Ontology annotation, cellular component: endoplasmic reticulum tubular network. Gene Ontology annotation, biological process: endoplasmic reticulum tubular network organization. The coding region runs from base 156 to 1337 and encodes 393 amino acids. Lineage: Eukaryota; Metazoa; Chordata; Actinopteri; Siluriformes; Bagridae. The record is from RefSeq and is a predicted model, not a curated record.